Dreissena polymorpha is the source of this 3407-nucleotide messenger RNA. RefSeq names its product allantoicase-like. Lineage: Eukaryota; Metazoa; Mollusca; Bivalvia; Myida; Dreissenidae. The record is from RefSeq and is a predicted model, not a curated record. Gene Ontology annotation, molecular function: allantoicase activity. Gene Ontology annotation, biological process: allantoin catabolic process. The transcript has 13 exons. Bases 359 to 1525 code for a protein of 388 amino acids.
CUACAAUGCAUCUAUCCCUAGCAAUUAACGACCCUUAUCAUAAAAAUACCCUGGUGUGAAUGCCCGAUAAAAUCAAUAAUUUGCCGAUAUAUCGCUGAUAAUGUGUCAAAAACAACACUGGAUCACUUGACUAGUAGAUAUGGUUAGUUAAUAGGGGGCAAUAAAGGGAUUAGCGAUGGUAAUUAAAGCCAGACGGAGCUUGAAUAGGGAAUUUUAUUGUGAACUUAAAGAGCGUAUAUCGUUUUGUUCCAAUGUCAGGACAAAUAGUGUUACAUCGGGACACCGGGACAAACACCCCAAAAGCAGUACUGUUCCGCCAAGAUCCGGACGUCUGGAAUAUUCAGUUCAGUGACACAUAAUGGCCACUCAGGAUCAGACUGCCACGGCUCACCCAGCAAUCCCAGAUUUUACAGAGUAUAAUGACUUGGCUUCUUCCAAGAAUGGUGGAAGACUGCUGUUUGCAACUGAUGAUUGGUUUGCACCAGCUGAAAAUUUACUAAAGGAUGAGGCUCCGAUAUUCCGCGAGGGCUACUAUACAAACUGUGGCAAGUGGAUGGAUGGCUGGGAAACCAGAAGGAAACGCUGCGAGGGGUACAACUGGUGUGUCAUACAGCUAGGCAUCAGUGGCCGUAUCCAUGGCAUAGAUGUGGAUACCUCGUUCUUUACGGGAAACUUUGCACCCAGAUGUUCGAUACAGGUUGCCUGCCUCCCAGUAUCCUACAAAGGCAGGGAUCCAGACAGGCUGGGCACAGCUGCAAAUGCUGAAGAUUAUUACAUGGUGGAAAAGCUUAAGUCAGAGGAUUGGGAAUAUCUGGCCCCGGUGACCGCAUUACAGCCAGGGUACCGUACAUUGUGUCACAACUACUUGAAAUGUAGCAGCAGGAAGCGCUAUACACAUGUCCGACUCAACAUAUAUCCUGAUGGAGGUAUCGCUCGGUUACGAAUCUAUGGAGAGGCCAUGCCUGACUGGUCACAUAUAUCAGAAAGAACGAUGAUAGACUUGUUAUCAGCAGUCAAUGGUGGUGUAUGUCUAGGGUACAGCAGAACCAGUGAGGGAUGGCCCAGGAACCUCAUACUGCAGGGCCUGGGGGAGGGACAAACUGACGGCUGGAAAGUCAUACCACUGGCAACCCGACCGUCUGUAGUCCAGUUCAAUCGUCAUGGGUUGCUACAUGAUUCUGGAUCAGAGUGGUGUGUGUUCCGUCUCGGUCAUCAUGGCAUUGUUGACACGGUGGAAGUUGACACCAACCAUUUCAAGGGAGACUAUCCAGAUUCCUGUCUGGUCGAAGCAUGCUUCAUUGACGACAGAGAUGCAAAUUUAAAGACAGCUCUACGACACACUGACUGGAAAACUUUACUUCCAGUAACAAAACUCAAGGGACAUAACCAGCACUGUUUGGAUAAAAAUGAACUGGAGAGUGUUGGAGUGGUCUCCCAUGUCAGGUUGACUAUUUAUCCGGAUGGUGGUGUUAGUAGAUUCAGAAUCUGGGGAACCAAAGCUCAGCGUCCAACAGCAAAAUUGUGAUGAUUUGUAUGUCUAUAUUCCAUUCAAUUGAACCUCGUUCUGGGAAAACAGGGUUUAUUGCAUGUGCUUAAAGUGUCAUCCCAGAUUAGCGUGUGAUGUCAAAUCAUGUGUCAGGCUAAUCAAGAAUGUCACUUUCCGCUGUUAUGGAGGUUUUCGUUUAAAGGUCUCUUCCAAACGAAAAGUCAGUGUUGGCAGAAAGUGUUGCCCCUAAUAAGCCUGUGUGCACUGCACAGGCUUUUCUGGGAUGACACUUUAUGCCCAUGUAUCAUGCCCAGUUUUUCAAGAACAAGGCUUAAUAAUACCUUUACACGCAAAGUUUGAGACAUUUCAUGGUGUUUUCCUCUUGUUAUAUUAUAAUGCCCCCCCUUCAAAGAAGAGGGGGUAUAUUGUUUUGCACAUGUCGGUCCGUAUGUCCGUCCAUUUGUCCGUCCACUAGAUGGUUUCCGGAUGAUAAUUCAAGAACGCUUAGGCCUAUGAUCAUGAAACUUCAUAGGUACAUUGAUCAUGACUUGCAGAUGACCCCUAUUGAUUUUGAGGUCACUAGGUCAAAGGUCAAGGUCACGGUGACUUGAAAUAGUAAAAUGGUUUCUGGAUGAUAACUCAAGAACGCUUAUGCCUAGGAUCAUGAAACUUCAUAGGUACAUUGAUCAUGACUCGCAGAUGACCCCUAUUGAUUUUCAGGUCACUAGGUCAAAGGUCAAGGUCACAGUGACUCGAAACAGUAAAAUGGUUUCCGGGUGAUAACUCAAGAAUACUUAGGCCUAGGAUCAUGAAACUUCAUAGGUACAUUUAUCAUGACUUGCAGAUGACCCCUAUUGAUUUUCAGAUCACUAGGUCAAAUGUCAAGGUCACAGUGACAAAAAACGUAUUCACACAAUGGCUGCCACUACAACUGACAGCUCAUAUGGGGGGCAUGCAUGUUUUACAAACAGCUGUUGUUUAAUUUAAGAUGUUUCCAUCAUGAAAUACCAUAAAGUUAGUUCAACUUUAAAGCAUGUUUAUGUCUUGAUUCAUUAAUUUAACCAAAUGUAGAUAGUGCACAUGUUCUGUCCAUUCCACAAAAUUUCAUGAAAAUAUGAAUACAAAAACGACCUAAAACUUUAUUUUGAGAUUUAUUUACUUCAAGCCUGUUUGGUGGAAAAUUGUGUUCAGUGUAUGAGGCAAUAAUCUCAAUUAUUUAUUAUUGUUUAUUAAUAAUUACUCAGUUUUAUAUUAAGUUUUGCUUGGGCAUGCAUAGUGUAUGAUGAAUUUGAGUGGCACGCAGGGGAAAUGGGGCUUAAUGCAUGUGAGUACAGUGUGCAGUCUGCACAGGCUAAUCAUGGAUGACAUUUCUGCUUUAAAGGUAUAUUUCUUCUCAAUGAUGUCUCCUCUAAACAAGAAUGAAGUGCAAACGUACAGUGUUGUCCCUGAUGAGCCUUUGCAGACUGUACAGGCUUAUCUGGGGUGAUGCUUUACUCACAUGCAUAUCAACGGAACAGCAACUAAGAAUAUUAGAAAAACGACUUUGCUCUAAAAUGUUUUCAUUUGAUCUUCAAUAAGCAAAUCAUUCAUGAUCAUGAAAGGUAAACUGUUUGGGUUUUAUUGACAGACUGAUGAUGAAUGCUUUAUUACUAUUUAAUCUAUUACAAUCACGUUAUUAUGUAUUUAUUUUACAAUAUUUUGAAUAAACAUAUUUUUAUUUUACCUCUAUAUUGUGUAUUAUUUGUUUAUUUUAUAUAUUCUCUUACGUUUACAUACUUGUAUUAAAGAGCAUAUUUAGUAUUAAAAGAAACAUGUAUUAAAACAUCUUAAUGACUGUGUUAUUGUUCGCAUGCAUAUCUAUACAUACCCGAUCAAUGUGUAGUACACAUUUUUAGUGCCAAUAAAAGACAUUAUAUGAACA